Molecule: messenger RNA, 1671 nt
Organism: Choloepus didactylus (southern two-toed sloth)
Lineage: Eukaryota; Metazoa; Chordata; Mammalia; Pilosa; Megalonychidae
Gene: CCL26
Product: C-C motif chemokine ligand 26
Exons: 4
Coding region: 687-1307 (206 amino acids)
Biological process (GO): chemokine-mediated signaling pathway; inflammatory response; monocyte chemotaxis
Cellular component (GO): extracellular region
Molecular function (GO): CCR chemokine receptor binding; chemokine activity
Source: RefSeq, a predicted model, not a curated record
CCUGCACUUUCCUAAGACACCCGGGGCAGAAGUCACUGCCCCUUUCUAGAAUUCACUUUCCUCCUUUUUAGCCAAAUCUGGCCAAAAUAUAGAUUCCUGGGUCCCCCUCCCAGAAAGCCUGGUCUAGGCAGGGAAGAUGUAUGUUUAAAGCUCAGCUGAUUCUGAUGAUCCGUCAGGUUUGGGAACCUCUAAACUAGAUAAUGGAUCUCUAAGGGUCAACCAACCAGCCCUGGCAUCAUGUGUGGCUCAGGCUUGGCACAUUCUGGGGUUUACCCUUGUCCUGAGAUGGUUCAGACCUCACCAAGAGAUUAGCAGUGUUGAGAGAGCAAACAAAGCUUUGCCCAAGAGCCAGAAAUCAAUCUGUUAUCAAGGAACCUUGGUCAGUUCCUUAGAACUGUUACUUCAUUUCCUCUGCUCUGUCUUCAAUAAUCAAGUGUUGACUCGCCAACAGCUCUGGGCCAGAGACUCCCAAUGGGGAGCCGCUACCCCCACUUUCCCCCUCAUUUCCAACCUUCCUCCCCAUGGUUAUCAGGUUCCUCCUCCACUGCUGGGUGGAAAGAGCUGCUUUUGUUAUCAACCACAAAAUUCUCUGGAAUUAUCUUCAGGGACACUCAGCCUCAUAAAAGGAGACAAGCUCAGGCAGGAGGAACUGGGGAGCACCUGUGAAGGGGUCCGUUUGCAGCACCAUGAAGAGCUUCCCCACAGCCCCCUCUGUCCUCCUGGCCUUGCUUUUGAGUGUGUACGUUGGGGCAGCCACACGUGGCAGUAAUGUGGCCAAGUUCUGCUGCUUCCAAUUCAGCCACAGGUUCCUUCCCUGGAACUUGGUGCGGACGUACGAGUUCUCCAGAAACAGCUGCUCCCUGCCGGCUGUGAUGAAACCUUCUCCUGCUGCCUGCACCACACUGCAGCGCCCAGGGCUCUGGGGGCUCUCUCAGGCCUCUUCCUGCUGGCUCAUGGAGUCUCCGGGGUCUUGGCAUUGCCCAGGGACCCACCCAGGAGAAGGACAGGAAGCGACACCCCAUCCCGCUGCAGAAUCUCAAAGCCGGACGCUGGGCCUCACCAACCUGCAGAAUUGCUCUCCCAAACCAACCCGCCUCUGGACGCGACCGAAGGUUCUUCCACUGUACCUUCUCUUUAUCCUCUCUUCCUGGUUCUCUACAGACCCCUUUCCCUUUAUUUAUUCUCCUGCCACACUUGUUGGAGGAGUGGCAGUCACUGCUUCCCCAGUUCAUAUUUACUCCACUUCUCAACUCGCCGCACUUGGGUAUCUGAACAUUCUCUCAAAGGCUCAGAUUUCCACUCGAUGAGUCUCUGGUUUCCCUUCCCUGACCUCUCUGGGCUUUUGACACCAUUAUUAUCAGCCUCCUUUGUUCUCAAUGCUGGUAACUCAGUCUCCUUUAGCUUCUUUCCCUUGACACUUUCUGCUUUAGUUUCCUUGGCUGCUCAAGCAAAUACCAUGUGAUGGGUUGGCAUAAACAAUGGGAAUUUAUUAGCUUGUGGUUUUGAGGCUAAGAAAAUGUCCAAAUCAAGGAGUCAUCAAGGCAAUGCUUUCUUCCGAUGACUGGCGCUCUAGGGUGGCUGCCGGCGAUCCUUGGUCCUGGGCUCCUCUGUCACAAAGCAAUGCACAUGGCGGCCUCCCCUGGUUUUGCUGACUUUCAGCUUCUUGCUUCU